UGAUUACUUUUGCCUAGCAGAUCAGUCGCUUUCUGUUGAUCGAUAAGCAUUGCCAGAAACAGUUGCAUCCCAUACCUAUUUCAGACGAAAACAUGAAGGCGUCAAAGUGUUCCCGCAUAAUCCAAUGGUUUCACAUUUCAUACGAUGACAAACGUAUCCUAUCGUAUCUGAUCGGUGCCUUGGCAACGGUUUUCGGAACUGUGAUAUACGCAAUGGUAGCGGCACAUAAGUUUGGGGCACUUGGCGGGGAAGGCUGCCUCUCGUUGUCCUAUGUUUACAAUCUGGAGCUUUCAUUGCUGACGGUGAUGCUGCUGGUGUACUAUGCAGCUUCAUGUGCAUUCUUCUGGGGGAUUUACAAGGAGCAGUCGCAGUACAUAUUGCCAUUCUUUUGUCUUUUGGUGGCUACCAUGGGAUUCAUCGGACAUGCUCACAUUGAAAGGAUGCUGUUCGAGGUCAAUGAAGACGAGCGACGGUUCGUUAUAAUGGCAUUUGUGUUUACGACAGCUGUGCUGGUGUUUACCAGUGCAAUCACGCUGCUGCUGUACCGGGAAAUGAAUAAUCUUCGACGAAACAAGGAGGACUUCAACGAACUGUUUGCUCCUGAAGAGAAAUAUUGAGAACUGCGUUAUAUCACUUGUGUUAAGAGUUAGUACAUUGGUGUGACCUGUUAGUUAUAAUAAAUUUACAUUAUAUUUGUUUCUGGUUUCGAGAAAGAGCUUUUUUUACAUGUCUCUUGGUGAAAAUGUAUCACCGGGUUACUUAUGACGAAUAUCAUUAUUUAGUUGAAAAAAGGUUUUAGUAAAUGACGGCUUCGCUUAACCUUUACCCAUUAUAUUCAGGGGUUAAUGAAGUCCAUUAU
This is a messenger RNA of Ochlerotatus camptorhynchus, 859 nucleotides long. RefSeq lists its product as uncharacterized. The transcript is spliced from 4 exons. Bases 93 to 617 code for a protein of 174 amino acids. NCBI's taxonomy places the organism in Eukaryota, Metazoa, Arthropoda, Insecta, Diptera, Culicidae. The record is from RefSeq and is a predicted model, not a curated record.